Messenger RNA from Anopheles maculipalpis, 1398 nucleotides. RefSeq lists its product as uncharacterized. The transcript has 4 exons. The coding region runs from base 13 to 1398 and encodes 461 amino acids. NCBI's taxonomy places the organism in Eukaryota, Metazoa, Arthropoda, Insecta, Diptera, Culicidae. The record is from RefSeq and is a predicted model, not a curated record. Gene Ontology annotation, molecular function: protein binding.
AGUUAUCCCAGCAUGCCAGAGGAACAGAUCCCGCUGGAUGAGUAUCAGCGUCCAGCGUCCUCAUCCUCGUCGGCACCAAGAUCUCGUCAGCCGUCCGUGGGUGAGCUGCAAGAAAAUGGACCUCCCGAUGGUGGUGGUGGUGGGCAUUUUGUCGCUAUAAGAAACAUGCUGAAUGCUACACGUAAUCGCCCGGUGGCCCGUAUUGCACCACUGGAACCUUCCUUUGUCCCGGCACCGCAAAGAUACUUCCCGAUCGUAAUUCCUGCCGAACCUACGAUUGAGGAACUGCUGCGACAGGCAGCCGGAACGCAGGACCUUGCGACAGUGCACGAGAUAAAGCUGAAAGUCAUCUCGCACAUGACCAGCUUGCAGCGAAUACCGUGCUUUAUACCACAGCUACGAUCGCUCAUACUCGAGGGAAGCAUUGUGAUGACCUUGCGCGAUCUUGGAUGUGAUAUGACGUUUCUGCGCUACCUGAACGUAUCCCGAUGCAGCCUAAAGCACUUGGACGGAACAACAGGGCUGGAAUCGCUCGAGGAACUCGUUGCGGACUACAAUCUUAUUGAAGAAGUAGGCCCGUGCUCGAAUUUGAUCAAUAUCAAGAAAAUUAGCCUAAAGGGCAAUCGGAUAACAGACUUGGGCAGUGUAACCUUUCUGGCACUGUGCGAAAAGCUCGAGGUGUUGGACCUGAGGGAAAACUUUGUCUCAGAAGAUCCUUCCUUUUGGCACGUGCUUCGGACAAAUAUUCCCCAGCUGCGCUGCCUCAACGAGACACAGUGCCGCGAGGUUACAAGCGAUGAUACGGACCUAUCCAGCUCGGAUUAUCGUUCGUCGAGUUCUGGAAGUAUUGAGGAUGUUCAGCGCGGCCGAUGGGAUGGUAGGGUAGCGUCAAUGAACGAGACAGUAGCAAUGCGUCGUCCAACGACGGCCUCGGUGGAAAGACGUGUCACAGUGGAGUUGCUGGAACAGCAACGCCCAUCUACCGCUGAUCCAGUUAAGAUAAAAGCCCAACUCACGUCCGGCGAACCAGUGGUCGGAAGUGUCAUCACCAAAGCACGCCGUCGGCGCCGCCAGCGAACUGCCUGGGGCGAAUCUACAUCCUGCUCGAGCGUUAGCAGUUCGGAUUCGUCCUUUUCGAAAGAUUUUCCCGAACGUUUGCCCCAGAAAGCGGUCGACCUUGAGCUGGGUGUAAUCGGUGUGGCGGGUCAGGGUGAAUCGUCACGUCACGCCAGUGCAGCACAGCAAAGACCACCGGACUCCACCACCGGAACGGAUGAUGAUCCGCAACACCUGCUGCGUGCUGCACGCUUGUGGCGCCAGCGAUCGUUGCAGACGCGUGAAACUAUUCGCGAGCAGGAACAGAUGCUAAUUUUGCGGCAACUGCACGAUGAGGAGUAG